AUGGCACGCCACCUCGCCGAUGGCAAAGACAAUGGCGGAUAUUACCAUGUGGACAAAAACUAUAUGGAUAUCGAUGAAGCCAAAUCGCAGGAUAUUCUUCCGUCGAAGUUGAAUGGUCGAACCCCACGAAAUGUUGCUGAUAAUGUCGUCGGCGGUGAUAAAUAUCUCAGGAUGCGGGAUACCAUGCCCGUAUGCAAAAAGAGUUUGACAUUCGUGAUGCAGACUGAAGACGCCGGUUUGGGUACUACCUUGAUGGGUCUAUGGAUGAGUUAUGGCCUUGCGAAGAAGGAAGGGAGAUCAUUCUUUAUUGACGACAAGAAUUGGUCUUAUGGUCGAUAUACCAGAUAUUUCAAAACCCCUACAUUGCCCGACUGCCAACCUCCUCCUGUUUCGCAUAGGACUCCCUUCCCUCAUCACGCACGCCAUCUCCUCGUUUCAUCCGCCACGAUCCCAUGGACGUUUGGGCACAAGUUUAACGAACAGUUCGAAAGAACACGGAAAGCAGGUGCCGAACGUCAAAAGGAAAUGUUCAAGUUUCUCCGCGCAGGGUACGAGGCGCUAUUUCAUAUCGAUAGCGAUGAUGCAAAAUACCUUGAACACCGAAUGACGGAAAUUCGAAGCUCAAUUCCAAAGAGCGGCGGGCCACUGAUUAGCAUCCACGUCCGUCGCGGUGACUGUCAUCCGCUUGAAUUCCAAUAUGAGAAAUCGUAUAUACCACUUGAUGUAUAUGUUGACGCGGCAAAUGAACUCGUCACCUCAUUCUUCGACAAGAAACUCAGCACUACCUACAGCAUCAACAGCAGUAGUAGCAAAAAGGCCUCCAAGGCCCAGUACAUAGCUACAUCGAGCAUGAUUCUCGCCUCCGAUGACCCGGAGACAUAUUCCUCCCCUGAGAUGAGAGGGAUCAUCAAAGCCCAGUCUUAUCUCUCCUUAACCAGCAAAAACAUCCUGGACGCCGAACCCCCAAUCGACGACGAUACACCAUCAGGAAAGUCUGCGAAAAUUGUCGCCAAGAAGACACCAAAGGACGCAAACAUUGGCUGGGAAGGCGGAUUUUUCAGCAGCAUUUUCUGGUCACUUGGAGAUACAUCGCUCAUCCCCUCUGCGGAAGGCAGCCCUUCUGCAUCCGGGGGCAAGUCAUCCGUAUUCCCACCACAUCGCGUCGUCCGCGAAUCGGAAUACAAUCGACUUCGCUUCGAUCCCUCUCCACAGGCACUGCAGCUGCGCGAGCUAGUUGCUAAAGCAUAUCUUGUGGAUAUAUCGCUUCUAGCAGAAGGUGAUGGGGUUGUUUGUGGUGUGAGCAGUACCACAUGUCGCCUAUUGGCCGUUAUGCUCGGAUGGGACAAGGCCAUUUCCCAUGGAGGCUGGAAGAACGUUGAUGGAAACCUGGACUGGACAGGAAUCUUUUUAUGA
Arthroderma uncinatum is the source of this 1413-nucleotide messenger RNA. RefSeq lists its product as uncharacterized. The transcript has a single exon. Gene Ontology annotation, molecular function: alpha-(1->6)-fucosyltransferase activity. Gene Ontology annotation, biological process: protein N-linked glycosylation. The record is from RefSeq and is a predicted model, not a curated record. Lineage: Eukaryota; Fungi; Ascomycota; Eurotiomycetes; Onygenales; Arthrodermataceae. The coding region runs from base 1 to 1413 and encodes 470 amino acids.